Messenger RNA from Heterobilharzia americana, 278 nucleotides. The record is from the annotation of a GenBank genome assembly. Lineage: Eukaryota; Metazoa; Platyhelminthes; Trematoda; Strigeidida; Schistosomatidae.
AUUCAAAACAUUCUACUGAUAUCUGUGCACUACCAAUGAAGAAAGGAUACUGUCCUAAGAAGCAUAAGCGUUUCUAUUAUGAUUCUAAAUCUCAACAAUGCUUAGAAUUCACUUACAGUGGUUGUGGUGGUAAUAAAAAUCGUUUCCAUACCACAGAAGACUGUGAACGAGCUUGUAAAAAGCAGUCGAAUGCCAAAACUAGUCAAACUACUGUCAGUCUACAAACUACAACAAGAAUUGUUCAAGUUACAAAGUCUUUAAAAAAGCGUACAGGUUGA